Molecule: messenger RNA, 7861 nt
Organism: Mizuhopecten yessoensis (Yesso scallop)
Lineage: Eukaryota; Metazoa; Mollusca; Bivalvia; Pectinida; Pectinidae
Product: nischarin-like
Exons: 17
Coding region: 241-4464 (1407 amino acids)
Cellular component (GO): cytoplasm
Molecular function (GO): phosphatidylinositol binding; protein kinase binding
Source: RefSeq, a predicted model, not a curated record
UGAGAGUAGAUACGUAUAAUACAUACGUCUCUGCUGAGAGGGCCUCCCCGUUGUAAGAGCUGGGCAACAACCCUUAUUUCUUUGUUCAAUAUUAUAAGUUACAAAGCCAGAAACACUGGUUCACACACUCAUUAAUUAUUGAUGUGAUCGAAGGGAGGUAACUCGCACUUGAAUUGGGCGGAUAAGUGACAAAACAAAUAUGGCGGACGAGGAAGGACGGAAAACAUUCUGACCCCAAAAAUGGCUCAUUUUGGAAAAGACAUUGAUCAUUUCAGUUCGUCAAGAACUGUGAGGAUCAAAGGAUCUGAAUUCGUGGACAAUCACACGGUUUACACUGUAGAAGUAUCUGUUGGAUCCUACACUUGGAUGGUUAAACACAGAUACAAUGACUUCCUUAUACUACAUGAGAAGCUGGUUUCAAUAUGCAAGAUAGACAAAACCUUGUUGCCACCAAAGAAGCUAUUUGGAAACCAAAGCGAGGGGUUUAUAAAGAAGCGCCAGGCAGAGCUAGAAGCUUACCUACAGACAGUAUUGUACUAUAUGGCUCACAAAGUACCUCCAGUCCUAGCCAGCUUCCUGGAGUUCAGCAGAUAUGAAAUCCAUGGGAUUACACAGGGUAUGGCUGAAGAUCUGUACAACAGAGGGGACACCCUGCUCCAGGCUAGGGAGAUGUACGAAGUGACCCCACUACAGCUCUUCUCUCUCACAGAACGUCUCAAACUGCCCGAGCCCACCUGUGAUAGUGGUGACGUGAAAAAAGAUAUAGGACACAUACUGGACUUCAUCACGAGAGUCAAAUAUUUAAAGGUGGUUGGCAGUACAGAUCCUGUGGGUUCCAGCAAUAUUGACAUGUCACAGCUUAAGUUUGACCUUUCACUGUUCAAGUCCCUCCAGUACCUGGAGGUAUCAUUCAGUAUUGCUCUUCAGAUCUCAGGAAUUGAAACCAUCAAACAGACAAUGGACAGAAUAUCUCUUCAUUACUGUGUCAGCAAAAUCAGGGACAUCCUGCUACAAGACCUGCCCCAGUGGAAGGCAGAUGAUGGCACCCUGCUGGUAUCCUACUGGGACAAGCUCACAGAGGCCGACUUCAGCCACAACACCAUCACAGACAUAGAUGAUAGUGUGCAACUGAUGCCACGAGUUGAGGUCCUGAAUCUUGGUCACAAUCACAUCAAGAGUAUCCAGCACCUCAAUUGGUUGAGUCGACUGACGUUCCUUGAUCUCUCAUAUAACACAUUUAGAUCUUUGGAUGCCCUACAUACCAAAAUUGGUAACCUAAAGACUCUGAUCCUGGCUGGCAACAAACUAGACAGUCUACAAGGACUGUCAAAGUUGUUUUCAUUAGAAAAUCUUGAUGUCAGUCAUAACGAGAUAUCACAGAUGACAGAGGUGCUACAUGUGUGUAAAUUGCCCUGUCUAGAGGAACUUCACAUGAACAACAAUCCAGUGACUACAGUACUGGACUACCGGACUAAAGUCCUCUCCAUGUUCAUGGACCGGGCAUCAGAGGUACUUCUGGACGACCACAAGCCCAGUCAGCAGGAGCUGGACACAGUGGCUGUCCUACAGGCUAUACAGAAGUCUAAGGAAAACAAGGACAAGUCCCGGAAACCCAUUACAAGGAAGUCCAUCAGCGACGACCGCCCCUCAGGAUCUCCUGUAUUACCUGACCUGUAUGAAGAGCAGGCAUCCCCCCAGGCCAGUUCUACAGGCGUAGAGGGUAUCCAGGGGGAUGCUAGCCCAGUCCCUUCACAGAGACAGAACUCCGAAGGGGAUCUCUCCCUCACCUCCUCAGGGAGCUGGUCACAAAGUCUAGUGUUCCUUCAGCAGACAGGCCCAGACUCAAAGGCCCCGGUGGAGACUGCAGGCAACAGGAGUUAUGACGAGAAGCUGGAGGCUGACCACACUGUGCUAUCACAAAAAUCAAAAACGGAAGUGAAGGAGAGAAGGCGUAGUAGAGGACAUUCAAAUGAAAAUUUGCCUGUCAUCACCUAUGUCAACAUUGCAAAAUUACCCAACCACAGAAAUGCCGAGUUUGUGGCCUGGCUUCAGACUCGGUUAUUCGGUUCUAACUCGGAGGACCAAGCGAUUGAACAGCUGGUGAAUGUGAUGUGGUGUAAUGUUGUCCAGUUUUCACGGCAGGAGGACAAUAUUCCCUGCUGUGCUGUGCUAACAGAGCGUCGCCUCUUCCUCCUUCGUCUCAAGCAUGGCAGUUGUGGCUUCAGCGGAGUACCAGAUCUUGAGACAUUCUAUAUCAUGCCCCUUAAUAAUGUGCAACAAGCUCUGGUUGGUCCUUGCUACUGCUUUAUUAGACUUGAAGAGUCAUUUGUUGGCCCAAGUGGAACAUUUGUCCUUGAGGCUGCCGAUUCUGACAUAGGAAAAGCUUUCACAGAUGAUUUACAGGUCAAACUGCAUUUGUCUGAUUUGGGUAGUAUUGAUAUCGUUAACUGUUCUCAAAAUUCUGAUAUGUCAAAACAAGUUUUUUCCCAGGAGGAUGACGAAGGACUUUGCACUGGACGUGUAGUGGUAUCGGCAGUUGUCUCCAUCAGUGGUUCCGAAGAAUUUGCAUUAUUACUUCUUUCAGAAAAUAAGGUGUAUCUCAUUCAACGUGACUGCUUGUUUUGGCCUAGACCAACAUUCAUUGAUAAACUAGAAGACAUCAAAUUAAAACCUCAUUUCACUUAUUUACAGCAACAUUCGGUAAUGACGAAUAUUAGUGAUAUAAAUAUUGGUGCAAAUGUUCACAGGACGCGAAAGCAUCGUCGAACGUCGUCCUUUCAGAGCAAAAAUCUUCUAGUCCUCUUUGAACCAUUCGACGUAUCAAUGGUUUUUCAUGAACUGAUAGGUGCAGUCGGGUUUCAGGUAUGCUUCUUAUCGCAGAAGGCAAGAGACAGUUUCUUAGAUCAGCUCACAAUCCUGCGAUCAGAGCACACUCAUAGAAUGUCGCCAACUAUCCGAGAGGAGCCGGAAGGUGGAAAUGAGUCAUCUGACAGCUUAGAUGCUUCAACUGAUGCUACUGGCAAACCGAAGAUGCAAGAGCAGACCACUGGAUUUGAAUCAUCUGGGGAAGACUCGCAAAAUGCAGAGGUUGAGGUUAGACAUGUUCGAUCAAAGACUAUCGCCAAUAUGACUUUGAAUACAAAGACUGCAAUGACUCCCCACAUGUCAAGAAAGUUUGAUCUGAACUACCUUACACCUGAACUGCAGACACAACUUGAAUCGUGUAUCCGCUCUCACACUCUAGUGAAAACUCUCUCACCGAAAUUACAACUUAUGAUGGAAAUGAAAGGUGAGGAACUGGCUCAGUUCUUCCACAGCGAUAUUGCACUAAUAAGCACCGAAUCUGAACAGCUACAUUAUGUACUGUGGGUUGUGGUGGUGCCAUACAAGGAUCCGCACCAGGAGAUCAUCAGCUGUGUGAUGAUGAGCUCGCGAGCGAUGUACUUUGUAUCUGAUAGAGUUGUCAAGUCACCAUUGGUUGAACGUCAGGCCUGGAUGACGCACGCCAGACACAAGUCUGAUUCUUUGAUAGGCUUACAGAGGAAGCAAGUUGACAAACACCACAGUUCGGGUAUCCUCCACAGUAGUCAGAAAGACAGUACAAUCAUACGGUGUUAUCACGUGUUCCACUACUCUGAACUGCGACAGGUUAAUGUCGGCCUCUUUGACCAAUGUGUUCGUUUGACUGGAAAUGACUCUAACUCGACUUACACACUCCUGUGUAUGGACGGCCUCAUUACAGAAAAGUUCAUGCGGCAGCUCACCACAAUGCUAUCCAUCUUUGCAUCAUCACCGAUGAUAGAUCGAAGCCCAGCUGAUGUUGAACAAGAUUUCUACCGGGCCUUUAACAAGAGGACUAAGACCACACUUGAAGGCAUGGAGUAUUUACAUCCCAGUAAAGUUCCAUUCAUUUAUCCAGGCGAGGAUACUAUGUCUGACCUUUUGUAUAUCAUUACUGAACGUCUUCAAUUGCCGCCCCUGUCUCGAAGGAAGGCAGAUAUACUCAUGUACAUACUUUGCUAUGUCGCUACGUCUGAAAGUCAUUGUGGUGCAAUUGAGAGUAUGGAAUCACGAAGUCUUGUCCUGACCAACGAUUACAUUUGUCUGAUCCAUGAAGACGUGGCCAGUUAUCCUCUACCGGACUUCGCCAGGGGAUUGCCCAACACAGCUAGGUAUCAUAUCACCGACAUCCGCAAAGUAGAUUCUUUAAAGAGAGUUCUGUUCUUUCGCGAUAACUCCCAGAAGCUGACACUCAUCUUUUCUGAUGAAGCAGAGGAAAUUGUGGUCGACACCUCUGUUGAACAUUUCAGUGCAGAUGAGAAGACGUGCGGGAGACCGUCACUUCCGGAGGUGGGCCUGACUGUUCUUGUUCAGUGUGACAGAGACAUAAAUAAAGUUAUGCUACUGCUAAAGAACCAAUGGAGGGAUCUACACGGAGAUGAACUGGAAAUACACAUACUAUAAAUAGCUUUUUUAUUGUGAGGGAUAUUUUAGGUCUAUCAAAUUAAUUCCUAGCUAGCUAUUCAUGAGAUAACAUAUUGUUAGGAGUAAUGAAUAAAUAAAAUUGAUCUUAUGGAGUAAAAGUUUGGGGAAUUUAAAAACUAUAAUGGAUUUACCAGAAAUUAACUGAAAAUUCAAAAAUAUAAAAAAAAAAACACCGCUGUGGUUGUGAACAUAUUAUGGAAGCGUUAUAUUAAUGUAUGUUUUGGAAAAGCAUAAACAUUAUUUAGCCAACUAUAACCUUCGCAUAUUUUUUACGGGCGCUUAUCAGAUGAGAAAAUCAUCCUUCUAAAGGUCAUAAGGGUAGUAAAAUGUGAAAGUAUUUAUUAUCAUCUUAGAUGGACAUUUUUUUCGGGGAAAAAUCCAUUAUCUACGGUAGUCGGAUGAGCUCCGUGUUACCUUUUAGGAUGUAGACAAUUGCUAUCACGUGCUGAUAAUGAGAUGGAGGAUAUUAGUUGUCAUCUAUGUCUGUCAUUUGAUGGAACAUUACAUUGACACAAGAAAACGUUUCACAACGUUUAUCACAUUCCCUUCGGUUAUCAACCGACACAUCUUGUGUUCACAGUGUUUUCUUGUCAUAUUUUAUUGGAAGCGUAAAUUGAAUGUUGUACAAACUGAUUUGCAUAAUGUGACGAUGAUAGGAAGGUUGUAACAACUAUAAACUGCAGUUUGUGUUAUUUUAUUGGAUGACGAUGCUGUUUUUUGUCGUCACUGAAUAUAGCUAUUCACAGUGUUCAGUGAUUAUGUCGCAAAUACGUAACAAGAUAUAGGUUGUUAAGCAACUACAACAUUUGGAAUGUCCUAAAUGAAUUAUCUAUCGCCAGCGGGUAUGCGAUACUCUGUGAAAUCGACAACUGAUCUGCAAGACUUUCUACUAUGUGUACACUUUUAUCCUAUUGUGGGCGUCUGACUCCUCAAACAAAUGCCGGCAUACUGUUAUAACAUGAUGUAAUGAUUUACUUUUAUGAUUAGAAAGUGGGAUAUGUUAAAUUAUCUAAAUUACUUCAGGUAUUAUUCUAUUACGAGUUUUAUUUAUUCUAGACACGACUCAAGCAGUACAUCGCUCCUGUAUGGGACAAACAAAUAAGAACUGCCUCUUUAGUUUUUCUUUUUGAUUUAUUUAUCCCUUUGCUUUAUAUUUUGUAUUUCUAGCUAUUCCCAACACUCUUUUUAUUUACACACGACAUUAUCUUACUUUAAAUACGACCAAGUUUAUAUGUUCCCAGCCAGCCAUUAGUCUCAUUUGGAUUGUCACUCUAGAGAUUGUUUCACACGAGAUAUUCCUGGGUAGUUUAUUUCGCAGUAACACGAUUACGGACUGUUUCUUUGAUGUAAACUGUUUUAGAAUAGUAUUGCGUUUGCUGUCAAAGAAGCUAAUAUCAUGUAUCUACAUUAGCUCUGCCCUCUCACUUGACUUUGAGACCGAAGCUCUGCUAUGAGGAUCAUUGCGUCAUUACAAAUGUGACGUCAUAGUAAUUACGUUGAGAAAAGCUUGCAUAUAAUGACUGUUGGGUGUUCGAUUUGUUGAAAAUCAACCAUCGAUUUUGAAAAGAAUUUGAAUCUUUUAUGUCAUUUUUUUGUUAAGAUCAAUGGAAAAUAUAGAUCUUGUGUAAAUUAUUGCUGUUUUAAUAUUCGCAGUUCGACUACAACAACGUAAAGCGCGAAUUCAAAUACAUUGUUUCAGUAACUUUAUGCAAUGGUUUCUUCAGGGACCAGGAAGUAAUGCCAACAGUGUAGAUAAUAAAAAGAUCGUCAAAGAUUGCUAUCGGCUCCUUUAUCGAGACAGAAGAACAAAAAAGAAAUAUAAUAGAAUAUAACUAAUGUUCAAAUACAAUAUCCCCCCGGAUAGCGUGAGACCAGUGGAACAAUGGUAUAUACAGCUAUAUUGAUAUAGAAUCAGUCUCACAAGUUGUUUGCUAUUUUCUUCCGAUCUUGUUGACUAAGUGGACAUUACAACAUUGUAAGUUGUCCGAUAGUUGCACACACUGUAAAUCGUAUUUGCUGUUGUUGGAAUGAAACAAAUAUUGUAAUCUGUUGAUCUGGGAACCUAUUGUCGUGUAGUUUGUACCUGAUUUGCCAUCUGUCUUAUAUAUGUGAGAUGACCGAUAGUUUAAGUCGUUAGAGUUGUUCAUUGAAGUUAUAUUCGGACGUCAAUCAUGUUGUCUUGCUUUUUUUCUGCUAUUGUCUUUCCAAAAUACGAACUGCAAAUCGUUUCGAAAUGAGGCCAAACUAUUUGUACUUGGCGGAGAUUUUUCGACAUUGUGUGGCGCAUUAAGUUUUUCCUUAACAUACGAUCUAUGACAUUUGGCAGACCAGUUUAUUUUUUCUUUAACCAGUUUUCAUUUCGUCUUUGUCAUUAGAGAGCCAAUAUUUCGUUUUUACACAAAUGAUUUACUGUAAAAAAGGAAAUCUCUAUUUUUCAGUACUCUGUGGAACAAAUAUCUGAACAGCUUGCCAUCAGUAGAUAUACUCUCAAAUAUUGAAUAUUACAUUUUAUGCUUCUUACCUUUUUUUGUAGAUAGAUCUGUCCCAUGAAUUGAUACCGACCAUUUUCAAAAAUUCAAAUAUGCAAUCGCAAAAAAGCUGUUCAACUAAUAUCUGUCAUCAAAAUUUGUUACUUUAUUUAAUAUUUAUAUGACUAGGCAUUACGCAAUCCUACUUGUUCCUAUUGGUCAGACAUACUUAAACCGGUGUCUCUUAUUUUUUGUAAGUGUAUGUUAUGUUUAUGUUUUAUGGUUGUGUUGACCAUAAUGUGAAGCCAGUAUAUGCUUCUGUAAAUUCUGUGAUGGAGGAACUUUGUCUGUCGAACCAAUGCAUUUUAGUUUCGUCAGGUUUUAUAUACUUUCUUCCUAGUUGAAGAAAGCAAACUACGGACAUAGCAUCCAGAGGUUCUGUCUUUCCCAAAACAACAAACUGGUCGAUUUGGAAAUUUGGAUUUAGAUGUAUCACGUUCGCUUAUCAUAUGCUAUCAUUAGAUGCAUGCUUUUCUAAUAAUUAUAACCGAUUCAAGUGAUUAAUCUUGAAGCCUGUGACUAAGUUAAGUUGCAGAAAUACGUUUGAGUAAGCCAUGUGCUGUUAUAUUCUGUAAUAGGAAAGUCACGUUUGUCUUGGUUGAAAAUUGACAGCGUUUGCAUCAGAAAUAUAGUUUUAUUUAACGCAAUCUUCUUCUAUCAAGUUAUUGAAUUUCGCAACGGAUUUAGUUUAAGCCCACCAUCAUCUGAUGGUAGGCUAUUCAAAUCGUCCGUGGUCCGUCCGUCCGUCAGUCGUCAGUCGUCCGUCGUCCCUCCUUAAACAAUUCUUGUUUAUCGUUAUUUUUCAGGAAGUACCAGAGGGAUCUUUCUCAAAUUUUAUAUAUAGGUGC